CGUGUUUGAAUUGAGCGGUCUGCACGAAGGUAGUUUUGUAAAUAGUGUACAGUAUUUUGAUUUAACGGGAUGAAUACUCACCAAAGAAUUUAGGUGUAAUAUUCGUCAGCCACACAUGGUGACAUUGUGUCUUUUGUACUCAUGUCGAAAGAGUUCUUGAAUACAACAGACAUUUCUGAUACCUUUGCUGGUGUUCCAAGAAAACAGAAAUUUGUAACAAAUCCAACACCUUCGGCCGUUACCAGAUAUGUAUGCAUUUCAAAAGAAGCAGAUGGUUCAUCCCAUUCUCAACCCUUGGCAUUCUGGGAGAGUGUGAGAAAUAAUGAUCCAGUAGUUACUCAGCAUGUGUGCUCUUUUGAAGAAUCGGGAAGUGAUGUUAGUUCAUCAGUCGCAUCCACCAAUGUGGUGCUGAAAAAACAUGUUGCAGUCAUUCCAGCAGAUGCAAUACCAGCAUUUCCUGGUUUUUGUUCUGCUGAGCGUCUUAAUCAGAAACGAUACAGCCAGCAUGAACAUGUUUCUCACAAACAGCAUCCACCAGCACACAUCAAGUCAUGCCGAGAACAGCAGAAAUCCACAAGGAUAACUCCACACACAUGGCGUGAGCAGGUACAGAUCAUAAAGAAGGAAGAUGCUAUUGCUGCGGCAGGAGGAGUGAAUAGCAUUGUAACUGUCUCAGCUGUUAAGUUGAAAGAUGUAAAUGAGCCAGAGGUUUUAAGUGCUGAUGGAAACAAUGCUGGAACUGAAAAAUUAGCCACUAAUAUUAAAGUGAAAAGUGUUGGCUCCAUGCAAAGAGCUUCAACUGAAGUCAAUGAUCUGAAAAAUGCAGAUUCUGAGAAAAAAUGCACUUCAGAUACUCCAAAAAGAAAGUUAUUUCAUAAUCGAAAUAAAACUAGGGAAUAUAUACUCCAACAGAAACAGAAACGAAAAGAAAGAUUUGCCACUGAACAAAGCAAAAAGAACAUGGAGGAUGAAAUGAAGAAAGUUAAGCUUCAAACGCUGAGGGAAAAAUCCCGAAGAAUUGUUAAAACAAAUGUUAAGAAAUCGUUAUCUAAGAAAAGAAGUCCAGAAAAAAUAAAUAAUUUGGGCCCAGAUACUGCUAUUGAUCGUAAUGGGAAAGAAGAUGACUUACAGACACCUGAUGUUGCUAUUACUAUGAAAAGUGUCACUCAGAAAUCAGUUUCAGUAACUAAAUAUAAAGUUACAGAGUCCAUACCCUCAAGAGAUCGUCUGUCAGCUGAACGUGAUAAUGACAUAGAUAUGGCACACAAUUCUUCUCUGCCUGACAGCAAUGGAGGAAAUUCCAACAAGAGUAGCAGUGUGGAUCGAGAAUUGAAAGGAGACCAGCAGAUAAGAAAUGAACUUGAUUUGAAGAUACGUGCAGUAGCAAAAGCACUCAGUGCAGAGCUAGAAUCCAACAUUUUGCAUUCUAGUUAUGACCUAACAGACAAGGUGACCAAUGAUAGGAACCAUCUGUCACUACAGCGUCCAUUGUAUAGACUUCGUGACACUGUAUGCAGUAGGCAGCCAGUUACUCAUAAUAUGGAAAAUAGCAGAGUGGUGAACACAGACAGUGCAAUAAUAAAUAUCAGUGAUUCACCUCCAACCAAACUUAAACGCUAUGAUCAUAGAAAGCAAAUGAAGUCAUUGGAAAAGAAAAUGGAGUUAGCGAAUAACACAAUCAGUAUGCUCAGAGAAAACAAUAUUAUUAAAUCUUUUGAACGGUCUACCAGAGAACAGGCAGGAAGUGUCAAGGGACCUGAGAAAAUCCUAAAGGAAAACUCCAUUGAAUUGGAGAAAAAAUCUAGGCAAAAAACUGUGGACAGUCCACAGCAGUAUUUUUCCAAGAGAAGUGCUUUUCCUUUUUGCCCUGAGCAGCAUUCUGAAACAAUUGAAAAAAGUAGAAAAUUGCUUAAGAAGCGAAGAAUUGCCGAUAAAACAAACCACGUUCAAAAUCACUCAGGUACUUCGACACAAACAGCGUUAAACCAUGUUCCACAAAUAAGCAUGAAAUACUCACCACCAACAUCACCUCAUAUUUCAGAAUCUGGUAUUAUUGGAAAGAGUGAGAAUGUACAACCCCAAGUGCGCAAACAUUUGGAUGAAGUAAUUAAUUUGAAUUGUCUACCUUCAUCAUUCCCCAACAAUUUGCAGACAAUAGAAAGAAAUACUCAUGUUACUCCUGUGGAACAAAAAAAAGACCCAGAACGUAGGCAUGAACGUGUUAAAAAUAGACAAACUGCAGAUGAUGAUUAUAACAAAAGAUCCAGUGAAAGAUUGUGA
Molecule: messenger RNA, 2280 nt
Organism: Schistocerca piceifrons (Central American locust)
Lineage: Eukaryota; Metazoa; Arthropoda; Insecta; Orthoptera; Acrididae
Exons: 9
Coding region: 142-2280 (712 amino acids)
Source: RefSeq, a predicted model, not a curated record